UUCCCUCAGGCCUUCCCGCAUAAGGAAGCCCCCGCUUCCCGCCGAAACUCCGCGUAUGAAACGCCGGGCGAAGGGGUGCGAAAGCCGACUGCGAGGCGGCGCGUGGAAGGGAGGCGGAGAGGAACUCCGGGGUGGCGCUGACGUCACCGGGCUUCAGUGGCGCUCGGGAGGGCGCGCGACCGCGACCCUGCAAGCCCUGCGAGUCGGGAAUCUGGCGAGGUCACAGGUGAAAAAUGUGUGGCCGCACAGCAGUUUGUCUGGGAGCAGAUGGCAUCCGUCGGGCCUGUUCAUACCUUGAUAGACAGGGGAAGAGGAGAUACCCUGAAUGGAAAAAUGCUGAGAAAUAUAGUCCUUCCUACAAUAAGUGUCCACAAUCUAACAAUCCUGUGCUUCUCUCCCGACAACACUUGGAGAAGGAUUCCAGUUCUUUUGAGCGGGUCCUUGUAGCCAUGCGUUGGGGACUCGUUCCAGCCUGGUUCAAGGAAGAUGACCCAUCUAAAAUGCAGUACAACACUUCUAAUUGUCGAAGUGACACCAUGAUGGAGAAACUCUCGUACAAGGUGCCUCUUGUUAAAGGCAAGCGCUGUGUGGUGCUGGCUGACGGCUACUAUGAAUGGCAACAGCGCAAUGGACAGAAGCAGCCCUAUUUCAUUUAUUUCCCCCAGACUGUGCAAGGAAUGUUCAACAAAUCAGAUAUAGAAGAUGAAGAUCCAAAGGGCCAGAGAUUACUCACCAUGGCUGGUAUUUUUGAUUGUUGGAUAUCCCCUAAUGGAGGGGAAACAUUGUACAGCUACACCAUCAUCACAGUAGAAGCUUCUAAAAGUGUAAGCUCCAUCCAUCACAGGAUGCCAGCUAUUCUGGAUGGGGAUGAAGCUGUUGAAAAAUGGUUGGACUCUGCAGAAAUACCCACACAAGAAGCGCUUAAGCUUAUUCACCCCAUAGAGAAUCUUGCCUUCCACCCAGUCUCAACUGUAGUAAACAACUCUCGAAACAAUACACCAGAAUGCAUUAUACCCAUUCAACUGGACCUCAAGAAGGAGACCGUGGUUAGUGCAAGCAGCAAAAUGAUGAUGAAUUGGUUAAAAAGCAAAUCUAAGAAAGAGGAAGACGAUGGCUUACCGACAUGGUCCAGCCAGUUCAUCCAAACAGCAUCCAGGAAAACCAGUGCAAAUUUUAUGAACCAGGGGAUGGAAAAGGAAGGAGAGCCUUCUGCAAAGCAAUGCAAGAACGAGUAAUUUGUGGACCCUUGGACUUGAAUCCUAAGUAGAUAACAGCCCCAGCUAAUGAGUCCUGAUCUUUGCUGCCCAGUACAUUUAAAUCUGGCUGUUUCUGCUAAUUUGGAAUGUGAUAUGGGGUUUUUUGACUACUUACUGGUGCCUGACAGUUGGGACUUGCCAUUUAAUCCUUAGUCUCCAGCACAAGUUGAGAUCUGGAUAUUAUGUAUAGUACUGCUGUUGAGUUAGUCUCUGUGUCAUGUUUCUUGCCCUGGUAUUAAUUUUAUUUUAAGCAUUUAUUGUGCUAAUUCUUCUUGAGCAGGGGUGUCCAACUCUGGCGCUUCAGAUAUUCAUGGACUACAAUUCCCAUCAGCCCCUGCUGGCAUGGCCAGUUGGCUGAUGGGAAUUGUAGCCCAUGAACAUCUGAAGCGCCAGAGUUGGACACCUCUGUUCUAGAGAGAAAGCUUCUGUUGGAGAGCUUCUGCUGCAAAAUGACUAGGUGUGAUUCAAGUGUCACCAUCUCUGUGAAGCUAGUUUGCAUCCUGUAAUAUUUUCUUAUUUUUUCCCCAAGAGAUCAGUUAUAUUCAUGAGGAAUCUACUCCAUUAAGGUAUAAUGACAGCAGCUAUCACAUUAUGUCAAUUAUAGCUUAAGAUCAGCCUCCAUGUUGACAUGAUUGCCCUCCUUUAUGUCCACAAAGUAUUCUCAAAACUAAUCUCAUGAGAUAAAAUACCACAUAUUUCUGUGGGCUGUUAGUUUUAUCAGGAGUAUAAUAUCAGAGGUCUGUAGUCUCUUCAUCAAAGGAGAAUGCAUUUUGAACAAUUCUACAAUAAAGACAAUUAUUCCCUUUUGCA
Messenger RNA from Sphaerodactylus townsendi, 2066 nucleotides. It is a transcript of the gene HMCES, whose product is annotated as 5-hydroxymethylcytosine binding, ES cell specific. NCBI's taxonomy places the organism in Eukaryota, Metazoa, Chordata, Lepidosauria, Squamata, Sphaerodactylidae. Gene Ontology annotation, biological process: DNA damage response. The record is from RefSeq and is a predicted model, not a curated record. The transcript has 7 exons. Bases 234 to 1235 code for a protein of 333 amino acids. Gene Ontology annotation, molecular function: single-stranded DNA binding.